AUGACGGCCACAGCUGUACCCACUGUUCCGCCUCGCCCUGCUCGGACCCAACAAGCGGCCGCUGCGAAUGGUGCCAACAAGCUCCCCGAGAUUCCUCCCAGACCUAUUCCAAAACGACUCGAUCGAUCUGUUUCGCCAGGCAACUUCCCUCGCUCGCCGCUGAACGAACCAUGGCAGCCUUUGACCAAGAUAAGCUCGACCGAGCCUGCCAUUCCCAGACGCCCAUCGGUGCAGCAUCUGCCCUCCGUAGGUCAAGAGGGCAUGGAAUAUGCCGAUAUCGAUGCACGUAAAACUGAGCAGCUCCCAACCGAGCAGACGAGAAGUGUUGCUCAGGAUCUCCACUUGCAUGCGCCCAAGCCCUCGCUUCCGAAGUCUGCUGCGACCGCGCAGGUCCAGGCCGUGACAAGGACAGAUUCGAGUCAGGCUGCAGCACAUGGCAUCGGGAAACCUGGAACUCCGGGACAAGACGAAGGAGAGCACGUCGGAAGAGUAAGAUCAAGAGCCAGCUUCUCCAGACCAGGUUCUUCUGCUUCAGGCCAUCGUCGCUCAUCAGUCCAGCCUGACGAACAAGGUCCUGCUGAGCUGGGCAUCCGCGUUCCGAUAAAUCCGUUACUUGGUGAUGUCCAAGCCCCCUCUCCAGCACCUUUCACACCCUCGCAUACCGGCGAGAAGCGUCGCGGUCACCACAACCGAGUAAAGAGCAGAGAUGGCCUGCCUCCCGGAAGCUACGGUCUUCAUGGUCACGGAGUCGCUCCUUCAGAUCCAUUUGAGAAGGACUGGUACGCAAAGCAUCCGGAGGAGCUUCUGCACGAGGAAGCCCAUGGCCAUGGAGUUUACGAAGGCAUCGGGAGUGGUCGAGGCGCGUUCGCCCUCAGCAGCGACGAUCUGAACAAGAUUGUUCGGAACACUGCAAGUCGUGGUGCUGGUUUUGGUACUACAGGAAAUACGCAGUCUUACCCGGACGAGCAGAUCGGCUAUCUAGCAUCGGACCAGUACUCCAACCCUCUGACAAAGUCUCUCACAAACGUCUCCCAGCCCGCGGUCGAGUCGCCUCUGCGUAAAUCGAGUCUUCCGGCGGUAGACAUGGAUCCCGUCGUAUCAGUCUCGAAAAGGACUCCUUCCGGUACGUCUGACAGUGCGCUAGAUAGUCCUCUACAAAAGCCAGUCCACAUCGAUGCGCCCGUGGAUCGGUACAAUAAAAUUACUGGCGGCGAGGAGUCGAUAAACGAAACAGCGGAUGUUGGUCCUGAAAUCUCGCGUCCUGCGACUGGCCACGGCGACUCUGACUAUAGCGUGCCAAUUUUAGCGGCUGAUGAGGUCGCAAAGCAUCACACUGGCGAGUGGCUCCAGCCAGCAAUCUCGCCGCGCGUCGAUCGACGAUCAAGCGAAUAUGAAUACCGGAGCGGUGAUGCAACACCUACGUCCAGGCCCUCGAGCCGACCAGGCAGCAUUCACGGCAUGCAUAGCGCCUCGUAUUCACUGGCACGCUUCACCUCUCACCAUGACGAGCGAGAAUCAAUGCAUACGCCUCUCGAAGACGUGGACGAAUACGAGCCACUGUUCCCAGAAGACGAGAACAAGUUGCAGAAGGCUGUCAGUCACGUAGAGCGCUUCAAGAAAAGGCCCGACGCACUGAAGCAUCGCUUUCCCAGCAAUGACAUCUGGGAAGAUGCACCCGAUUAUGGAAUGUACCAAGCUACCGUCUCCACCCCAGAUCUGCCUCUCGAGUCAGAUCAGAAGAAGACGUCAAUGUUCGAGACUCCAGAACAGGAGGCAGUCGGAAAAGGAGAAGCUACGGAGACCGAUCGCAAGAAGCAGCUUGCACAGAAGUCCAUCCUGCCUUCGCAUCUUCAGGACGAAAUCCCUACACGACCUGGUCUCCAGCCGAGAUUUCCGAGUCAAGAUAUUUGGGAGGACAGUCCCGAUAGCUUUCAUCUGGUGACAACGGUCAGCACGCCACCAGUUGCAGAUGAGGAAUCUCCGACGGAAGCACCGGCGAAGCCUACGGUUCCUCCCCGACCACAGAAGUCCAAAUUGGCUGAAGCAGCAUCCGCCACACAACCAGCACCUAUAGUCCCAGCUCGUCCUGCUCGCAAGCCGGAGACAAGUGAUGGCUCACCAACAGACCUUAAGAAAGUCCCCAGCAUACCGGAUCGACCGAAGCCGUCAGUUCCGCCACGACCAGCUAAGAAGCCUUCAGGCGAUUCUCUGACGAAGACUAUCUCGCCCAGCUCAGAUCAGAGCAUAGAGACCGAGCGAGGAAUUCCCGUUACGUCUCCGCCGCUCACCAAGGCCAAGCCACAGAUCCCUGCCCGUCCCGGUCCUUCCGCUAAGAUCGCUGGACUCAAAGGCAACUUCAUGAAUGACUUGAACCAGAAGCUCGGCCUGGGUCCUCCUAAGGAGAAGGAACCGGAACCACAACCUGAAGUAGAAGCGAAGCCUCUUGAAGACGCGCGAAAGGGUAGGGCUCGGGGUCCACAACGUCGCGCACCUGCCAAAUCACCCUCUGCUGCUCCUGCAACUGCCACGGUCGCCAAACCGAAGUCUGCGAUAUCCACGCCACAGUCAUUAUGGCACAUAGACGACACAGGUCUGCUCAAUGUCCCAUCCUCGGCAGGAGCGUCAUCCAAGCUUGAACAAGAGGUGUCGACAUCCUUAGACCCGGAGACUGCUGAGCUCAUGCAAAAUGCCACUGUCGGACAAGCACCUCUACCUCCAACUAUCGACUCUACGGCGGAAAAGAAGUCGAUCGAGGACACCAGCCAAAGUGCAGAAGAGCCUCCAGCGCAGCCAGUGCCUGAGGUGGCAGAGCAUGCAGCAGCGGAGACCGCGGACCCAGUCCUCGACGUAGCAGAGGAGAAGCCCAAUCCACUGAUUCACCAAGCUACGAAUGAAGCAGCCUUCUUGUCGCAGCAGACUACGGUAAGUAUUGCCCAAGCUUCGGGGCCUGAGCUGGAGAAGGUCGGCACACACGAGACGACCAUAGCCCGAUCAGACACCAUCGGCAGUGACCUGACAGCACCUGAACGAAAAGCUGUGGAAGAGCCAAUUGAGCUCCGCAAUGAACAAGUCAGUGCAUCAGCUCCCGAUUCAGUCAAAACAACCGCUCCUCACGCUGCGCCGGAACAGUCUUCUAACAACGAAUCUGCAGUAACCUCUGAGCACACGAGCAAUAACAACGGGCUGGCUGGUGCCCCAAUCCCCGGUCAGAUAGCGGAGGGUGGGUCGGAUCAUGCUGCAGAACCUAUGCCAGAGAAUGAUAUCAGCUAUGAUAGACUGGAAGCAAUGCAGAGCCAGGCAGAUGGGAAGGAGUUGAGCGACGGCGGCGUCCGGAAGAUGAAGCGUCUACUCAUAUUCGCUUUGCAACGACUCGACCUCAUCGAUGUGCAGGGUCUCGACCUCGACAAUCUAGGGGGGCUGACUUGGGGACGACGCUCGGUGGUGGAACUCAGGAACGUAUCCCUGAAGAUUGCAACACUCGCCGAGCGCGCGAAAUUGCCUCCGUCGAUACUCGUCGAGCAUGCAUCUGUGUCUGUGCUGCGCCUCACGAUACCUGCCGAUCUGGCCGUGGAUCCCAUCCAUAUCGAAGUCCAGGGUGUCAAGAUCUCUGCGAGAGUGCGGAAAGAUGAGGACUACAAAUCAAGCCCGCGUGGUAAGGCGGGUCCUUCACACAAAGAUACUGCGAACCGACCGCGGUUAGCCACUCCUUCCGUACACGACCCAGGUGGACGCAGACGCGAUAUUGUAGGCUCUGCGCUCGCGGAAUCGCCUCAUAUGCUGCCAACUUCGAGAGAUCUGGCGGCGUCGUUUUUGGAGAGCGAGCCCAAGGCCGAGCGGGAGCAGCUCGAGGCUAUAGUCGGUUCUCAGUCAAUCUCCAUGGAUCAAUCAACCUCCUCGUCAACAUCAUCUGGUGACAGUGACGCUGGGCUGGGCCUUCCGGGUGGCUUCGCACUCCCGACAUUUUUGACCAAUUUCUUUCAAGGUGUCGCGGAUCGUCUGACUGUUGGAAUUGUUAACGUCGAAGUAUAUGUGACACUGGAAGUCGACGCAGCAGAACAAUCAGAUGCGAACGAGCACUCUGUCAGAUUACGGAUAGCAGAACUCGAUGCUGGCUCUCUGCUUGCGACGACUUCGUCCGACCAGGCUGUCAUGCCUAUACGCAGGCUUGCCCUGCGAGGGUUGCAGUUGGAAGUCGAGGUCGAUCCAGAGAUCUUUUCGCACCCAAGCUCGCCCCGACUCGACAGACACUCACUCAAGUCAUCGUCCUCUCACUUACACAGUUCCAUGGCAAGCACCGAAUAUCGUGAUCGCGCAACCUUGGCGGACUAUCCUGAUCUGGCUUCGGAUAGCAGUUCGCAGUCAAACGCCAGUCAACCGGCAGAAAGUAACCAGCAGCGCAAUACAGUCAAUUCCAUGCAUUCGCUGAACAAUUCGUCUUCGCGUGUGGAGAUAUCAUCUACGUCGGCUCCUUCGGGAGUUCUGGGUGAAGAGCAAAGCCAGUACGAUAAUUAUCCGACGGCGAGCCGACUUGGUGCCUCGCGAUCCACCAUCAGACAACCUCAUGCAGAUCACUUCGAUGCCAAUGACGGGCUGGGCAUUGGUACAGGCGCUUCCAGACUGACAGAAUCGACUAUUUUCACUCAUGACCAAGCACAGAGCAUGUACGCGAGCGCGAUCAGCCAUGCCACGACCGGCACCGAUCAGUCAUUGUUCAUGCCUGGCGGCUGGAAUGACUCGGUCUUUCCGUCGGAUGCAGACGCAGUGUCUUCUAAAGGUGUUUCAGCACCUGCACCUGUCGCGCCUCUUGAAGAGACAUCUAGCAUUGCGAUGCCUGGGGUCAAGAGGGGAGAAGAUGCACCAACGCCUACGUUCGUGCCUACGGGAGGUGGAUCCAACCACGAGAAAGCUGCAAGUCCGGCUUCUUCGCCAGCUUCUCUCAGCUUCAUUCGUCUCCUUGCGUUGGAAUCUGUGGAUAUUGUACUUCCCACAGUGUCUGAAGAUGCCGUUGAAACUCAGGCAAACGCUGGUCCUGCAGCACCUGUCCCCGACAGUAUCACAGCAGGCGGUCUUCAGGAGUCAGCAUACUCCGUAUCCGUCGCCGCCUCAAGGCUUCAGCUACGUCCAUCGAGCCAUGCGCAUCAUACACCUACGGCCAACAAGCUGAAGAUCAGAGCAGGACAGCUUCGGAUCGAUGCUGACCUGGGUAUUUGCAAGCUGCUUGUCAGGAUUGCGGCGGGUAUCAGUCGCCAUGUGACGCCAACAGGCACCUCGAACAGCAGAAAGUCGUCCGCCGACUCUCGUUCAGCAGGUUUCCCACACUUCAGCGUAGAAGCACAAGAGUUUCUGCUCAAUUUCCACGAGGGUCGCAACUUCCGGGCAACCCUCGACGGGAAAUCGGGCCAGCCGCAGACCGACGAUGCUCUACUGUCUCUCUCUCUGCGUGACAUGGAGAUUGCUGACGAUGUAGCUUCGCGCCGGCGCCUGACGAUCUCGGCCAUCAAGCUCCGCCACGCAGCUCGUGACGUCCUGAGAUUCACAGACAGAGUGAAUGUACGCGAUUCGAUAGCGAGCAGCGCGAUGCUUCGCCAGCAUGACCUGACUCUGUCGAUGGACAGUCAACGUACCGAGAUCUUCACCAAACCGGUCGAAGGCGUCGUAGACCUCUUGCUUGUGGACGAAGUCCUCAGUCGAGGUGGAGGACUGGACUCCCUGAUCGACUUGGGUAACUCAAUCAUGUCUACUCACAGCAGCAUGAGCCCGUCCCAAAAGCCCGAAAGCAAGCAGCAGACCAGGAGCGUAAGAUUCACCGACAGCAGCCGCAAGCACACAAGGUCUGGUAGCGACGCUUCUGCAUCGAUCGGCAAGCUAAACAUACGCGUAGACGGAGCCAUCCUCCAUCUCAACGGCUCCGAGUCAUCUGUAAUAGUCAAGACGUCUGCCAUCAAGUUUGUCAUGAGGCCUGCGAUGACACGUAUUGUUAUUGAUGGCACGAUGAUUGAAGGUCCUCUCGUGGGCACCCAAAGCCCGCCUCUCUACGCACGUAUCAAAAGUCUCGAUCUUGUAUACCAUGAGACGCCGGAGGAGAAAGAUCUCGACCGUCUGCUCUCUCUGAUCACGCCCUCCAAUGACAAAUACGACGAAGAGGACGACAUCAUGGUGGACACCCUACUUAAGCAACGCCGGAAAGGUGGCGUCAUCCGUAUGGACAUCAAAGAAAUACAGCUCAAGGUGCUUGGUCUUGAUUGGCAACAGCACAUAGCUCAGCUCUCUGAUGAGCUUGCCAAGCUGACUGCGGUGACCAAGUACCUCCCUGAAGACGAUAGACCUGGGAUACUGACAUUCGCCUUGAUUCAUACGCUCGAUUUGCAAUGUACGAUCGACGACGACUUUGGAAAGCUUGCCCUACGUGCCGAUCUCAUUGAAGCUGCCCAAAUCAGUCUCCCUUCAUUGUCGGCAGCGCAAGUGUCGUCGUGGUCACUCACCCGAAACAAAGACGACGUCCUCAUUGGCGAAGCCAUGCCCCAAGACGACUCUGCGAUGGGUUCGCCUAUGCUCAUGUUCCGCUUCAUCGCCGACGAGAUGGAGCCAACCGUCCGAUUGAAGCUCACAAACACCUGUGUCGAGUACAAAGUGCCAACACUGGCCUCCAUCAGCUCAGCCAGUCAAGACGAUGAGCCUGCGUCCUCACGAACAAGCGAUAUGUCAGAGUUUGCUCGCAAGGUGAAAAUGUCAGUCACGUUCAGAGACUCUGCUGUUGCUCUCAAUCCAGUGAACAGCCGAGCAAGAGGGCUUUUUGUGCUGAUUGAUACAACAUUGGGCUACGAAGCGCACAAGAAGGGGUCGCAUUUCGAUCUGAGCAUGAGAAAAGCUUCUCUAUUGAUUGUGAACAAUGUGGGAAUGCUUCAGGAAGAAUCUGAUGGCAUUGACAGCAAGCGCUAUUUUGACCAGACCGAUCAGAUUCAGAGGUUGGCGAAGCUAGGAUACGUACCUGUGGCCUCCAUAUCUUCCGCAGCUGCAGACAUACGGCUCAUUGACGAUCAAGAGAACUCUUCACAGCACAUCGACGUUGUUUUGAGCAACCCAUUACUCUUCAUGGAGACGUGUGCCGACUCGACGCAAACCCUCUUCGGCAUUCUCGGCGCUCUGAGCCCUCCAACGGCACCAUCAACACAGGCGCAGUAUCGUACGGAGGUCGUACCGAUUGAGAACAUGUUAGCAUCUUUCACUGGUGAGGCUUUUGUGACGGAACCUGGUCCGGAGCUUGGCCUCCAGGCAUCGCAGAUUUCCGUACCAGCGGUAAGCCAGCACCUCGACAUGGAUGAUUCUGGCCUACUAGGCGCGAUGUAUGAGGAAGGGGAUCCAGACGAUGACAUGCUAGCCGAAAGCUAUGCAGAAUCUGAUCUCACCACAUCGGCAGCGUCGUCUCUUCAUGUGGCGCCUGUCGACAUUGAAGCCCCAGGCUCCGAAGACCUCACGCAAUCAGUCAUGAUACAUAGUAUGCUUGACUUCCGUGAUGAGCAUUUCGCACCCAAGACCAAUAUCGGCGGAACUGCACAUAGAUGGAACUCUACCCGGAACACCUACGAGCUUGCCAAUGAGGUCGCGGACAAAAAGUCGCCUAUUACUGUCAAAGUGCGCGGUCUGCACGUCAUUUGGAACCUCUUCGACGGCUAUGAUUGGCAAGAUACUCGGGAAACCAUAUCUCAAGCUGUCAGAGAUGCUGAGGAGAAAGCUCUGUCACGUCGUCGGAGUAGCAGGUCUCCGGGAGUCGACGAUGACGAGGACUUCGUCGGCGAUGUGCUCUUCAACUCGAUCUAUAUUAGCAUCCCUGCGAACAAAGACCCUCGUGAUCUGACUAGCGCCAUUAACUACGACAUUGAUGAUAUGAUCUCGGAGACUGGUAGCUAUGCGACUUCUACUACUGUCACAGCGACCACCUCCAGACAAACACGGCGCCCGUCCAGUCUAAGACCUCGACCCAAGAAGCUUAGACUGAGCCGUAGUAAGCACCACAAGAUCUCCUUUGAGCUGCAAGGUGUCGGGGCUGACUUCGUUGCGUUACCGCCGGACAGCGGCGAGGUCCAGAGCUCGGUCGACGUACGCGUACAUAAGCUGGAGAUCUUCGACAACGUGCCAACGUCUACCUGGAAAAAGUUCGCUACCUACCUGCACGAGGCUGGAGAGCGAGAAGUUGACACGAGCAUGGUUCACGUCGAAAUGCUGAACGUUCGACCGGUUCCCGAAUUGGCGGCUACUGAGAUCGUGAUGAAGAUUACGAUACUUCCGUUGCGACUCCACGUCGAUCAGGAUGCUCUGGACUUCAUGACACGCUUCUUCGAAUUCAAGGAUGAUACCAUCACAACCUCUUCGGCGCCAUCAGCGCCUCCGUUCAUUCAGCGAGUCGAGGUGAACCCUGUCAGGCUCCAGCUUGACUACAAGCCGAAGAAGGUCGAUUACGCUGGGCUACGAUCCGGCCGCACAACGGAGUUCAUGAACUUCAUCAUUCUUGAGCGAACCAAUAUGGUGCUUCGGCGUGUGAUUCUGUACGGUGUAUCCGGAUUCGACCGCAUGGGAAUCAUGCUGAACAAUAUCUGGUCGCCUGAUGUCCGACGCAACCAACUGCCUACCGUCCUUGCCGGUCUUGCCCCUGUUCGUCCACUGGUCGACGUUGCAAGUGGAGUUAGAGAGCUUGUGGCUGUGCCGAUCCGCGAGUACCAGAAAGAUGGCCGAAUUGUGCGCAGUAUUCAGAAGGGCGCCUUUGCGUUUGCGAAGACUACCGCAACUGAGCUUGUCAAUCUAGGUGCCAAGCUAGCUAUUGGCACGCAACAGAUCCUCCAGAAUGCCGAAGGCGUGCUGGUGCCUGGCGCACAGACCGAGGAUGAUCCUAAUAGCGAAGCCACGAGGCAGAUCUCGCUGUACGCAGACCAACCCGUUGGUAUCGUCCAGGGGCUGAGAGGUGCUUACGCCAGCCUGGAGCGGGACUUGCUACUUGCUAAGGAUGCAAUUGUCGCUGUGCCAGGUGAGGUCAUGGCCAGUGGCACCGCUGUCGGGGCGGCGAAGGCGGUGCUGAAGCAGAGUCCGACCAUCAUCCUACGGCCGGCUAUCGGUGCGACGAAGGCGGUGGGGCAGACGUUAAUGGGUGCUGGAAAUACGCUGGAUCGGAAGAAUUUGAGGAGAAUUGAAGACAAAUACAAGCGGCAUUGA
Molecule: messenger RNA, 9204 nt
Organism: Cyphellophora attinorum
Lineage: Eukaryota; Fungi; Ascomycota; Eurotiomycetes; Chaetothyriales; Cyphellophoraceae
Product: Autophagy-related protein 2
Exons: 5
Coding region: 1-9204 (3067 amino acids)
Biological process (GO): piecemeal microautophagy of the nucleus; autophagy of mitochondrion; autophagosome assembly
Cellular component (GO): extrinsic component of membrane; phagophore assembly site
Molecular function (GO): phosphatidylinositol-3-phosphate binding
Source: RefSeq, a predicted model, not a curated record